AUGUCGACGACGUUGAAUACCACGCAAGGCAUGAAGAUGGAUGUUGAGAGUCAAUUGGAGUCGAGGAUGCGGGAAGACUCACUUUCAAUGAUUGACCCUGAGAUGGAGAGACGAGUUGUGCGGAAAAUGGACAAACAUUUGAUGCCUUUAAUCAUUGGGCUAUCAUAUCUUGAUCGUUCGAACAUUGGCAAUGCGAAAAUUGCUGGUAUGCAAGAUGAUUUGCAUCUCGAUUCUGAUAGCUACGAAUGGCUCCUCACCAUAUUUUACAUAUCAUAUAUUAUAUUCGAACCAUUGGUUCUGAUGUGGAAGGUUAUACCACCUCAUAUGUGGGGCGCUAUAACUGUGGUGGGAUGGGCAUUAUCUGCAACAUUGCAAACGGCUGCAUACAAUUGGUCAGGAAUGAUGGCUGCUAGAUUUUUCUUGGGAGCUUUCGAAGCUUCUUUUGCACCUGGCAUCACAUUCUUAUUGUCUUUCUUCUAUCUAAGAAACGAGCUUGGACUUCGAUGCGGAUUUUAUCUUGGGGCAGCUCCUUUGGCAACGUGUUUUGCUGGUGCUCUAGCUUACGGCAUCACUUCUGGCCAUUUUCAUAGCAUUGCGGCCUGGCGUGUGCUUUUCCUUGUUGAAGGUCUACCCGCCAUUCUUGCAGGUAUUCUCACCUGGUUUCUCAUGCCCGACAGCCCCGAGAAAGCCAAAUUUUUGACUGAAGAGGAAGUUCUUGUUGCACAAGCUCGCAAAUUUCGGCAAGUAGGUACAAUUGAUUCUGAGCGACCACACGGGAUACAAUGGAGCGAGGUAGGGGCCGCCUUCCUUGAUCUCAAGAAUUGGAUAACGGCACUGAUGUACUUCUCCUGCAAUGUGUCAUUUGCUUCUCUGCCAGUCUUCCUACCGACCAUUCUUGCUGCGAUGGGCUUCUCAAAUAUCAAUGCACAAGGAUUGUCUGCUCCACCCUACUUUCUCGCUUUCCUGGUCGUAAUUCUUACAACAUGGCUCGCAGACAAGUAUUCUCAGCGUGGGUACACUAUACUUGUGCUCUCACUCAUUGGAGCAGCAGGAUAUAUCAUGCUUGCGGUAUCUUCCAGUACAGGAGUAAGGUAUGCUGGUGUAUUUUUGGCAGCUUCUGGCAUUUUCCCAGCUAUUGGAAAUAUUCUUCCAUGGGUGAUGAACAAUCAAGGUAGUGAGAGCAAAAGAGGCACGGGUAUUGCAAUUCUCAACGUUGUGGGACAAUGCGGACCUCUCUUGGGGACGAGAUUAUAUCCCAGUAUCGAAGGGCCUUAUUAUAGUAAAGGAAUGUGGGUAUGCGCAGCCUUUAUGCUCUUUAAUGGAGCAUUGGCCAUGGCCUUACGUUUUCUACUUACAUACGAAAACCGAAAAUUGGAUGAAAAGUAUGAAGUUGUCGGCGAUGACGUUAAUGGGAGUUCCAAGGAUUCAAGACAUGGUGGAAAUGAGAAUGAUGGACCUAAUUUCAGUUCCGGUUUUGCGUCUGCGUUUGAGACGGCUCUUAAUAUGCUGUGA
This is a messenger RNA of Sclerotinia borealis F-4128, 1512 nucleotides long. The record is from the annotation of a GenBank genome assembly. NCBI's taxonomy places the organism in Eukaryota, Fungi, Ascomycota, Leotiomycetes, Helotiales, Sclerotiniaceae.